AUGCCUGAGGAAGUGCACCAUGGAGAGGAGGAGGUGGAGACAUUUGCCUUCCAGGCAGAAAUUGCCCAACUCAUGUCUCUUAUUAUCAACACCUUCUAUUCCAACAAGGAAAUUUUUCUUCGGGAGUUGAUCAGUAAUGCUUCUGAUGCCUUGGACAAGAUUCGCUAUGAGAGCCUGACAGACCCUUCCAAAUUGGACAGUGGUAAAGAGCUGAAAAUUGACAUCAUCCCAAACCCCCAGGAGCAUACUCUGACUCUGGUAGACACAGGCAUUGGCAUGACCAAAGCUGAUCUUGUAAAUAAUUUGGGAACCAUUGCCAAGUCUGGCACUAAAGCAUUUAUGGAGGCUCUUCAGGCUGGUGCAGACAUCUCCAUGAUUGGGUGAUUUGGUGUCGGCUUCUACUCUGCCUACCUAGUGGCAGAGAAAGUGGUUGUGAUCACAAAGCAUAACGAUGAUGAACAGUAUGCUUGGGAGUCUUCUGCUGGAGGUUCCUUCACUGUCCGUGCUGACCAUGGUGAGCCUAUUGGCCGCAGUACCAAAGUGAUUCUCCACCUGAAGGAAGACCAAACAGAGUACUUGGAAGAGAGGCGGGUCAAAGAAGUGGUGAAGAAGCACUCUCAGUUCAUAGGCUAUCCCAUCACACUUUAUCUGGAGAAA
Bubalus bubalis (water buffalo) is the source of this 657-nucleotide messenger RNA. Its product is annotated as heat shock protein HSP 90-beta-like. The coding region runs from base 1 to 384 and encodes 127 amino acids. Gene Ontology annotation, cellular component: protein-containing complex; perinuclear region of cytoplasm; cytosol. The transcript has a single exon. NCBI's taxonomy places the organism in Eukaryota, Metazoa, Chordata, Mammalia, Artiodactyla, Bovidae. The record is from RefSeq and is a predicted model, not a curated record. Gene Ontology annotation, molecular function: ATP-dependent protein folding chaperone; ATP binding; ATP hydrolysis activity. Gene Ontology annotation, biological process: protein folding; protein stabilization; cellular response to heat.